AUGGCUGGGAGAUCGUGUGACGCUGUUCUUGUGCUCAUGAGCGGACUUCCUGGCGCUGGGAAAACGACGCUGGUAAAGCAUCUAGUGGCCAGUAGCACUACUCUGUCAAGGCUGUAUGAGCGGAUCUCCUUCGACGAUCUCUACGAGCAAAUGGCUACAAGCACUGUCGAGUUCGAUCCUGACCAGUGGAAUGCGUCUCAACUGGUGCUGCUUGUUGAUGACAAUUUCCAGUAUCGCAGUCAGCGCAAGCGCUUCUAUCAACUCGCCGUAGAGCAGACCUGCGGCUUCGCUAUUCUCUUUGUGAACACCCCUACAGAAAUUUGUCGCGAGCGAAAUGCUGGUCGGAACAAAAAAACACGAGUUCCUGAUGAGGUUUUUCAGCGGACGGAGGCUGCUUUCGAGCCCCCGAAUGGAGAUCAAAACUUGUGGGAAGUAAACACCUGUGAGUUCGAUGGAAUGGGUGAUAUCUCUGAUGCCAAGGAGUUGGUGAACACAUUGAUACAGCAAGCUGAAAAUAAAUUCAACGAGCGGCGCUUGGUUCACCUUGAAAAGAAAAUGGAAGAAGCGCAGCAGCGCAUCGAUCGCUUGGCAACGCAGCACAGUGUACUUCACCGUGUUGACCUGAAGCUACGCCAAUGGAUAUCAGCACAGCUCCAGGACGAGAAAGUGCUUUCGCAUGGUACACCGAAGGCACAGUUGGCGUCCCAACUAAACCAGCGCCGGAAGAAGUUUCUAGCAUCCAUGAAGCGAUCGCCCUGUGAAUUUUCAGAUCUUUUUCCAAGUGAAGACAUCGAGCAAGUGGUGGUUUCGUUAGUUCUUCGAUUUCAGCAGCAACAAGAAUAA
Messenger RNA from Phytophthora infestans T30-4, 843 nucleotides. RefSeq lists its product as uncharacterized. Gene Ontology annotation, molecular function: kinase activity; tRNA binding. The record is from RefSeq and is a predicted model, not a curated record. The coding region runs from base 1 to 843 and encodes 280 amino acids. The transcript has 4 exons. Lineage: Eukaryota; Oomycota; Peronosporomycetes; Peronosporales; Peronosporaceae.